Molecule: messenger RNA, 393 nt
Organism: Plasmodium cynomolgi strain B
Lineage: Eukaryota; Apicomplexa; Aconoidasida; Haemosporida; Plasmodiidae
Exons: 2
Coding region: 1-393 (130 amino acids)
Source: RefSeq, a predicted model, not a curated record
AUGAGCUUCGAAAAAAAGGUAACGUUUUACAAAAACGAACUCAGGCAGAGGGACGAGGAGGACCAGGCGAGGUUUAAAAAGGCCGUCAAAUUUCAAAACAAUUUUUCUGCCAUGCAAGAUGAAUUUGUUAAGAGGAAAGAAUUCUAUAAACUUCGGGAGGAAAUAAAAAAUUACAAACACAAAAUGGCGGAGCUGCAAAAUGAAAAUGGCUGUUUAAAAGGGAAAGUACAAUUAUGCUAUGCGGAAAUGAAAAAUUUGAAGGAAGAAAUCCGAGUGAAGGAUAAGCGCAUUAUUCGCUUGAUGGCGGAAAAUGACGUAGCGGAUAAAUUGCGCCAGGAGAUGUGCCUUGCAGUACAUAGGGGAAACAUUGAGGGCCGCCCCACGCCCAGUUAA